CAUGAGCAAAGUAUUUGCUUUAACUCCCUCCCACCUCUUCUUUUUUCAUCUCCCUCCCAUCUCCUUCUGCCGGGCGUUGCCCGUCUGACUAUAUAUACUCGGAUAAAAUCCUCUUGAACUCCCGCUUUUCUCUCAAACCCAUUUUGUUCACUCAGCCUCCUCGUCUGCGCCCACCUAUCUCUGCAACCAUGAGUGACUUGGAGAAAUGCAUGGAGAACCUCAUUGUCAUUUUCCACCGCUACGCCAAAGACGACGGCGAUGGCAGGACGCUAAGCAAAAAAGAACUGAAAAAACUACUGGAGGUAGAGCUACCCACCUUCCUCAAGACUCAAAAGAACCCCAAAACAGUGGAUUGCAUCUUGCAGGACCUGGACCUGAACAAAGACGACAAGUUAGACUUUGAAGAGUUUCUCCCACUGGUCGCGGGCCUCUCCUUGGCGUGUGAGAAGUGCUACGUGCUCCACCAAAAGAAGGGCAAACAAUAAAGGCAAUGGACACUUCAGUUCUGAGAGUCUGUAGUGUUACAUGAGUAUAAACCUUUGACUGAA
Molecule: messenger RNA, 548 nt
Organism: Hippocampus zosterae (dwarf seahorse)
Lineage: Eukaryota; Metazoa; Chordata; Actinopteri; Syngnathiformes; Syngnathidae
Gene: s100a10b
Product: S100 calcium binding protein A10b
Exons: 3
Coding region: 189-485 (98 amino acids)
Cellular component (GO): cytoplasm
Molecular function (GO): calcium ion binding
Source: RefSeq, a predicted model, not a curated record